AUGCCUGCACCUGUAAUCGAAAAGGAAUAUAACGGGCGCCGCGUAGCCCGUAAGACGGCUACCGAACUAGCCAGACAAUAUGCCGACCUCAUCGAGGGUAAAGUUAUACUAAUUACAGGUGUAUCGCCCAUGGGGUUAGGGGCUGCCUUCAUCGACUUCAUCGCACCAAUGCGUCCCGCUACGCUAAUUCUCGCCGGCCGUAGUCCUAGUAAAAUGCAACAAACAGCAGACCAUGUUUCCGCAGUAUCACCAGAUAUUAAGGUCCGCAUGGUAAAACUGGAACUUGAAUCUCAAGCUGCCGUACGCUACGCCGCUGCUACCGUCAUGGAGUGGUCGGACGUUCCUCACAUCGACGUUCUUGUCAAUAACGCUGGCGUCUGUGCUAUUCCCAGGGCCGUCACCGAAGACGGUUUCGAGAAGCAGUUUGCGGUCAACCAUCUAGGCCCUUUCCUAUUUACAAACCUGAUAAUGCCUAAGCUUCUGGAGUCCGGUGCCCCUCGAGUCGUUAAUAUCGGUAGUGAUGGUCACAACCUUAGCCCGAUCCGGUUUGAAGACCCAAACUUUCGAGAUGAAUCGUCCUACCACACUUGGAUAGCUUACGGUCAGUCUAAGACUGCUAACAUGCUGAUGGCGCUCUCGUUGGCUGAGAAGCUUGGACCGCGGUAUAAUCUCCAUGCUUUCAGCGUGAACCCGGGAACCGUCCAGACGAAUCUUGCAGCAUUCCUCGACUGGAAACGCUCCUUUGCAGAUUUAGCCAAAACAUCUCGUCUACUGGGCCUCGCCGGGGGCUGGAAGCAAGACCGCGACUUUCAGACCAUAGAUGAGGGUACAGCCACUUACGUGUACGCUGCAUUUGACCCAGAGAUCACGGCCCACAACGGCGCACACCUCCUGGGGUGCCGCCUAGCCGACCCCUGGAAAGACGGGAUUAGGGCCUGGGCGACGAGCCCCAUCGAAGCCGAGUUGUUGUGGAGGAUGAGCGAGGAGUUAGUCGGCCAAGAAUUUGUGUACUAG
Messenger RNA from Daldinia childiae, 1014 nucleotides. Its product is annotated as Short-chain dehydrogenase TIC 32, chloroplastic. Lineage: Eukaryota; Fungi; Ascomycota; Sordariomycetes; Xylariales; Hypoxylaceae. The transcript is spliced from 4 exons. The record is from RefSeq and is a predicted model, not a curated record. Bases 1 to 1014 code for a protein of 337 amino acids.